UUCGUCGUCUCUAUACGGCUCUUGUCAACGCCGAACUUCUUCCUUUCCGAGAUGACCGUAGUCUCGAGAGAGGUGAAGAUAUAGAGGCCGACCUAGAGAGAGCAAUUCACCAGUCACGAAUUUCUGUAAUCGUGUUUUCGGAAGGGUACGCAGACUCCAGGUGGUGCCUAGAUGAGCUUGACAUGAUCCUAGAACGCAAGCACAAGUUCAAACAUGAUCAUGUCAUUUUACCAGUGUUCUAUGAUGUCGAUCCAUCUGAUUUUAGGAAGCAGACGGGAAGUGUUUCAUUGGAGAAACACAAGAGGACUGAAUCAUUGGAGAAGUUGAAAGCGUGGCGGGCAGCAUUUGAACAAGUAGCAAACCUCGCAGGGAUGGUCUUACAGAAACACGCUGAUCGGAGGCUUGAUUCUUUGUACGAGACAAGUUUCAUCAGAAACAUUGUUGAAGUGAUUAAAGAAAAGCUAUAUAUGGAUUAUAUACCUGGAUCAAGUAAUUAUGGUCUCGACCUGAUGAAUCACAUGAACCAAGAACAAGUAAUCAAAGGUCCGGAGGUUCAGAAUAGAUAUUUAUCUCUAUAUGGUUUUUGCUGCCUGGUGGGAAAACAUGACGAGAUCAAUGACUUAGUCUGUGGACUCGAUGAGACUGGCAAAUUACUGGAGAAACUGAUUAGCGGGUUAAAUUCACUACAACAAACUAACGAGCGGCUCUACAACAAAGUACCUAACCUUGGUGGCUCGUGGAAGCUGGCAACAAUUCUCAGGGAGUGGGAGGAUCAACUUGAAGAAGUCAUGGAUGGUUUUACAAAGCUGUCUCAGGAGAUGGGCGCUGAAGCGUCAAGGCUGUACUUAAUGGAUGAUCAAUGUAGGAAUAGUAGCACGAUUAGUUACGAACAUGUACAAAAGUGCCUCAGUGGUAUGCCAUGUCAUACUUCUCGUCGAGCAUCAAUAAACUCCAGGCUGGAGAAAAUUGUUGACGGACUAGACUCCCUUGUUAUAAAGCGAAAGUCUGAGGCUGCAGAACGAAGAAGAGUAGUGUCCCGUUUGGCAUGGCUACUGAUGAACGCUGUAAUGGGUUUCAUCACCAAUGCAUUUGAAUCAUUCUAA
This is a messenger RNA of Fragaria vesca subsp. vesca, 1103 nucleotides long. RefSeq lists its product as uncharacterized. NCBI's taxonomy places the organism in Eukaryota, Viridiplantae, Streptophyta, Magnoliopsida, Rosales, Rosaceae. Gene Ontology annotation, biological process: defense response; signal transduction. The record is from RefSeq and is a predicted model, not a curated record. The transcript has 2 exons. The coding region runs from base 183 to 1103 and encodes 306 amino acids.